This is a messenger RNA of Harmonia axyridis, 1182 nucleotides long. RefSeq names its product lysophospholipase-like protein 1. The record is from RefSeq and is a predicted model, not a curated record. The transcript is spliced from 4 exons. Lineage: Eukaryota; Metazoa; Arthropoda; Insecta; Coleoptera; Coccinellidae. The coding region runs from base 409 to 1092 and encodes 227 amino acids. Gene Ontology annotation, biological process: protein depalmitoylation. Gene Ontology annotation, molecular function: palmitoyl-(protein) hydrolase activity; carboxylic ester hydrolase activity. Gene Ontology annotation, cellular component: cytoplasm.
ACAGCCGACAAUACCUCAAAAUAUUACAUUUAUUUGACCGUUUUCUUCUAUAAAAAUCAAAAUUUUUGAAAGGAUCGAAUAAACCGGAAAAAAUUCCAUGAUUCAUCCCAGGCAAAUAAUAAUUUUGUGAAUGAAUUCUGUUCAUUGAGUCAAUAUCCACAAUUUUCCGGAAUAAUUGAAAACGAAUUGAAAAUAUUACUUUUUCAAAUUUAUCCCCUACAUGUAUUGAUGGUUGCCUGAAUAUCAUACAGGAAAACACGUUUUUCUAUUUUCGACAAAUAACAGUAUCAUCGAGUAUCGUUUCAUGUACAUCCUUGACAGUAAUAGGAUUUCAAAUUAUUUGAAAAUUCUAACCUAACAAUUCAAUCAUCAGAUUCAUUAAUAUUAUAUGAUAUUCCACAAGAGAAAAUGUACAAAUUAGGCGCUUUACAUACUAUCAAACCAACAGGAGCUGUACACAAUGCCUCUGUGAUAUUUUUACAUGGUUCUGGUGAUACUGGCAGGGGAGUUUUAGACUGGGUAAAGUUCCUACAUAAAAACUUCUCUUCACCACAUAUCAAAUUUUUAUUUCCCACUGCUCCAACAAGACCAUAUACUUUUAUAGGAGGUGAGCCUAGCACCGUUUGGUUUGAUAGAUAUAAAUUAACUCCAGAAGUUCCCGAACAUGAUGAAAGUAUCAAUAUGAUACAAAAUGAAAUUAAAAAAAUUAUAGAUGAGGAAAUGAAGAUAGGAGUUCCAUUGAACAGAAUAGUAAUAGGUGGUUUUUCCAUGGGUGGAGCCCUUUCUCUUCAUAUGGCUUAUAGAUUUCUUCCAGGUUUAGCUGGAGUGUUUGCAUUAUCAUCAUUUUUGAAUAAUGGAUCUGAAGUUUAUAAGGCUAUCAAAUCUCUAGAGACUCCCUUAUUUAUGUGUCAUGGUGAAAGGGAUGAGAUGGUUCCUCUUCAAUGGGGAAAAGACACAUUCGAUCAACUCACAACACUGGGAGUAAAAGGAGAAUUCAUGAAAUUACCUAAUACUUUUCAUGAGCUAAAAUCAAAAGAAAUUGAGAGUUUAUUAGAAUGGAUUGAAGCAAGGCUACCUCAGAAAAAUAACUGAAAAAUCAUAGUUAUAGAAUUUUAUUUUAAUUAUUCAUAGAAAUAAUAGGUACAGGGUAAAUAAUAAAUCAAUCUAACUUUCUAAUGAAAA